Messenger RNA from Pongo pygmaeus (Bornean orangutan), 4494 nucleotides. RefSeq names its product exocyst complex component 5 (gene EXOC5). The transcript has 18 exons. Gene Ontology annotation, biological process: Golgi to plasma membrane transport; exocytosis. The coding region runs from base 237 to 2477 and encodes 746 amino acids. The record is from RefSeq and is a predicted model, not a curated record. Gene Ontology annotation, cellular component: cytoplasm; exocyst. Lineage: Eukaryota; Metazoa; Chordata; Mammalia; Primates; Hominidae.
GGCGGUGACAAUGGGAGCAGCGCGGGCGGCGCCGGGAGGCAGCUGACAAGCGUUUGCGGCUUCGCUUCAUGGCCGCUCUCCCGCCCCGCCUGGGAUCUGUGGGGAGCUGGGGAGCCCGCGGCGGCCUGGAGCCGGAGCUGGCGAGCCGAGCGGAGACCUGUGCGCCGCGCCUCUGAGGCGCAGCAUGUGAAGCGGAUACGGCAUCCAGUGCGCGGCGAGCCUCUCAGCCGGCCGGGAUGGCUACCACGGCCGAGCUCUUCGAGGUGGGCCCCGGCGGCUCUACAGGGAGUGGCAGGCCCGGGGUUUGCAGGCAGCUGGGUGGGCGGGCCGAGGAGCGGGCGUUUGCUGGCUGCCCAGGAGGAGCCCUCGGGAGAGAGGAGCCUUUUGUGGCAGAUGAAUAUAUUGAGCGUCUUGUAUGGAGAACCCCAGGAGGAGGCUCUAGAGGUGGACCUGAAGCUUUUGAUCCUAAAAGAUUAUUAGAAGAAUUUGUAAGUCAUAUUCAGGAACUCCAGAUAAUGGAUGAAAGGAUUCAGAGGAAAGUAGAGAAACUAGAGCAACAAUGUCAGAAAGAAGCCAAGGAAUUUGCCAAGAAGGUACAAGAGCUGCAGAAAAGCAAUCAGGUUGCCUUCCAACAUUUCCAAGAACUAGAUGAGCACAUUAGCUAUGUAGCAACUAAAGUCUGUCACCUUGGAGACCAGUUAGAGGGGGUAAACACACCCAGACAACGCGCAGUGGAGGCUCAGAAAUUGAUGAAAUACUUUAAUGAGUUUCUAGAUGGAGAAUUGAAAUCUGAUGUUUUUACAAAUUCUGAAAAGAUAAAGGAAGCAGCAGACAUCAUUCAGAAGUUGCACCUAAUUGCCCAAGAGUUACCUUUUGAUAGAUUUUCAGAAGUUAAAUCCAAAAUUGCAAGUAAAUACCAUGAUUUAGAAUGCCAGCUGAUUCAGGAGUUUACCGGUGCUCAAAGAAGAGGUGAAAUCUCCAGAAUGAGAGAAGUAGCAGCAGUUUUACUUCAUUUUAAGGGUUAUUCCCAUUGUGUUGAUGUUUAUAUAAAGCAGUGCCAGGAGGGUGCUUAUUUGAGAAAUGAUAUAUUUGAAGAUGCUGCAAUACUCUGUCAACGAGUGAACAAACAAGUUGGAGAUAUCUUCAGUAAUCCAGAAACAGUCCUGGCUAAACUUAUUCAAAAUGUAUUUGAAAUCAAACUACAGAGUUUUGUGAAAGAGCAGUUAGAAGAAUGUAGGAAGUCUGAUGCAGAGCAAUAUCUCAAAAAUCUCUAUGAUCUCUAUACAAGAACCACCAAUCUUUCCAGCAAGCUGAUGGAGUUUAAUUUAGGUACUGAUAAACAGACUUUCUUGUCUAAGCUUAUCAAAUCCAUUUUCAUUUCCUAUUUGGAGAACUAUAUUGAGGUGGAGACUGGAUAUUUGAAAAGCAGAAGUGCUAUGAUCCUACAGCGCUAUUAUGAUUCGAAAAACCAUCAAAAGAGAUCCAUAGGCACAGGAGGUAUUCAAGAUUUGAAGGAAAGAAUUAGACAACGUACCAACUUACCACUUGGGCCAAGUAUCGAUACUCAUGGGGAGACUUUUCUAUCCCAAGAAGUGGUGGUUAAUCUUUUACAAGAAACCAAACAAGCCUUUGAAAGAUGUCAUAGGCUCUCUGAUCCUUCUGACUUACCAAGGAAUGCCUUCAGAAUUUUUACCAUUCUUGUGGAAUUUUUAUGUAUUGAGCAUAUUGAUUAUGCUUUGGAAACAGGACUUGCUGGAAUUCCCUCUUCAGAUUCUAGGAAUGCAAAUCUUUAUUUUUUGGACGUUGUGCAACAGGCCAAUACUAUUUUUCAUCUUUUUGACAAACAGUUUAAUGAUCACCUUAUGCCACUAAUAAGCUCUUCUCCUAAGCUAUCUGAAUGCCUUCAGAAGAAAAAAGAAAUAAUUGAACAAAUGGAGAUGAAAUUGGAUACUGGCAUUGAUAGGACAUUAAAUUGUAUGAUUGGACAGAUGAAGCAUAUUUUGGCUGCAGAACAGAAGAAAACAGAUUUUAAACCAGAAGAUGAAAACAAUGUUUUGAUUCAAUAUACUAAUGCCUGUGUAAAAGUCUGUGCUUAUGUAAGAAAACAAGUGGAGAAGAUUAAAAAUUCCAUGGAUGGGAAGAAUGUGGAUACAGUUUUGAUGGAACUUGGAGUACGUUUUCAUCGACUUAUCUAUGAGCAUCUUCAACAAUAUUCCUACAGUUGUAUGGGUGGCAUGUUGGCAAUUUGUGAUGUAGCCGAAUAUAGAAAGUGUGCCAAAGACUUCAAGAUUCCAAUGGUAUUACAUCUUUUUGAUACUCUGCAUGCUCUUUGCAAUCUUCUGGUAGUUGCCCCAGAUAAUUUAAAGCAAGUCUGCUCAGGAGAACAACUUGCUAAUCUGGACAAGAAUAUACUUCACUCCUUCGUACAACUUCGUGCUGAUUAUAGAUCUGCCCGCCUUGCUCGACACUUCAGCUGAGAUUGAAUUUACAAAGGAAUUCAGUGUCAGUUCCUUUACAGAGGAAUGUCUUAUACUUCAGCAGGCCUCGGUUGAUAGAAAGCACAGGAGAUACCUUAUGACACAGCCAACAUUUUGUGAAACAAUGACUGGAACAAAACAGCAGCCAUACUUACCUUUGAGAUUUUAUUUAAAGUUUGGAUACCCCUAGCUAUAUUUUGCUUUUUUCCCCUUACAUUGAAUUUUAAUUCCAUUCUUGAAUGUAGAAAUUUCAGAUUCUCUAAAACUACAUGUCAAUGUUUUCAUCCUAGAAAAUGUUGCUGUCAGAAGGCAAAGGAAAUGUUACCAGUGUUUUCGGUUCUUGUACUUUUAACAUAUUCCAUUUAGAAAUUUUGCCAUUCUGUUUUCCAUUAAUAAUAGGCAAAAUACAGGAAAACUACAUUCGUUAUUCCUCAGUUUUCAAUGACCUUUUCAGCAUCAAUUGUUAAUCAGAUUAUUUUAGGUUUUCGUAAAUAAUUUUUUUGCCUCUUUCAAAAGGUUAACAAUUAAGCAUACUUUCUGUAGUUGGUUGAUUGGAUUUUUUUCUGAGGUACAACAUUAAUACUAGUCCAAAAAAUGUCAUAAACUGAACUAAAAUGAUGAAAUAUUUUAUGUAGACAUUAGGAGUGGAUCAGAAUACUUCUGCUUUCUGGGUAAAACUCAAAAGUUUACUAUUUCUUAUUUGGUAAAUAGAUUUUAAGCCAAUUCUAGUAAGAAAUUAAUAAAACUACCUUAUUUUGUAUUUCAUUUAAGGUGAAGGACCUUAACUAAAGGACCAUAUUUAUUCAUUAUUUUAAUAUUAUAAGGGAAGUAAAAAAAAGUGAGGUAUAGUCUAAAUGGUGCAUAUAAGAAAUACUGACAGUGUUUAGCAACAUGCAGCCCUUUAAGAUUUCUGUCGUAAUGCUAAACUUGAAUAAGAUGGAAUGGCUGAACGUGUGGUUAGUCUUUUAUUUUAAGAAGGAUUGAGAAUUGAUAGAUUUGGAGAUGAGCUUUGCAAAGGCUGUUUGCUUUUCAUGUCUAUAGGUCUGUCAUUGUCCUUUUUCAAAGCAUUUCUGAAGUUAUUCCUACUUGGAUAUAGUUAAUGGAAUUGGCCUAAUUUGAUGACAUAAUAAAUCACUUAUAAAAUUUUAAAUAUCAAGUGAAAAUUUAGAAAGGCCAUUACUAUUCUAUAAACCUUAUAAACUUGCUCUGGGAGAAUGCAUUCUAAAUUAUAUAUAAUGUUUCAGCUCCCAUUGUGGUGUUCAUAGUCUUCUAGGAACAGGUAAACUUAAGUAUUCAAUUCACUCUUGGCAUUUUUUCUUUAAUAUAGGCUUUUUAGCCUGUUUUUGGAAAACUGCUUUUCUUCUGAGAACCUUAUUCUGAAUGUCAUCAACUUUACCAAACCUUCUAAGUCCAGAGCUAACUUAGUACUGUUUAAGUUACUAUUGACUGAAUUUUCUUCAUUUUCUGUUUAGUCCAGUGUUACCAAGGUAAGCAAGGGAAUGAAGUAUACCAACUUCUUUCAGAGCAUUUUAGGACAUUAUGGCAGCUUUAGAAGGCUGUCUUGUUUCUAACCAAGGGAGAGCCAGAGCAGGUUUUGGAUACUAGAGAAAGUCAUAUGCUUGUACUAUUGCCAUUUUAGAAAGCUCUGAUGUGAAUUCAAAUUUUACCUCUGUUACUUAAAGCCAACAAUUUUAAGGCAGUAGUUUUACUGGCCAUUUAAGCUCUUUGUACAGUGUCAAUUUGUAAAAAAGAAAAAACGAAAAAAAAUCUCAAAUAAAACAUAAGAUAACAUUUUAAGACUUCCAAAUCAGAGAAGUGCUUCAAAUUAUUUUGUUUGGAUUAAUUUUUAAAAUGUAAAGCAUAUACUUGUUGCUUAGUUAUUUUGUUUAUUAUUUUCAUGCUUGAGUUCUGUGCAAUAUUUUCUAUUAUGUCCGUUGAUAGGACAGUGACAAAAUUCGUAAGUGAAUACUUAAUUUAGAAGUGUUAACAUUAAUGCUCAAUAAACAAAUUCCCUGCA